Messenger RNA from Lottia gigantea (owl limpet), 993 nucleotides. RefSeq lists its product as hypothetical. The transcript is spliced from 3 exons. The record is from RefSeq and is a predicted model, not a curated record. The coding region runs from base 1 to 993 and encodes 330 amino acids. Gene Ontology annotation, molecular function: metal ion binding. Lineage: Eukaryota; Metazoa; Mollusca; Gastropoda; Lottiidae.
AUGUCUUCAACAAUGAAAGAGUGUCCAGUUUGCCUGGAGGAUUACAAACAACCCAAGUUUCUUAGCUGUCAUCAUACAUUUUGUUUGGAUUGUAUUCGAUCAAUGGCUACUUCAAAUUUGAUUAUAUGCCCAUUAUGUAAAAGGGCAAUGACAUUACCAAAGAAAUUGACUGAUCUUACUACUAACUUCUAUCUAGACAAUACUCCUAGUGAAUUAGUCGUAGGAUGGUACCAAACAACACUAGAGUUCGUGUUCAGAUGGGGUAAAAGACAUCAAAAGCAUUCAGUUCAUGGAGUAACAUUAAAGUUUGAAUUAUCAAAAGGUAAAACAGCAGAGUGUGGUGAAGUGUUAGCCAUUGAUAUUCAACUACCACCAGCAAGGAAAUAUUUUGUGACAUCGUGUAAUAUAGAAUAUGAUAUUACACUUAUUAAUCAGAAGAGUAGAUCUAUUUCUACCAACCAGAAGGGUCAGUUACAGUUAGAAGAUAAAGGUGCCAGAGUUCCGUUGAUUCGAUAUAAAGAUGCUAUGGAUAAACAUAUAGGAUUUAUUAUUAGAGAAACCAUGCACCAGAAUAAUCCAACACCACCAACCAAACAACCAAGGUAUCAGAAUAAUCCAACACAACCAACCAAACAACCAAGGUAUCAGAAUAAUCAAACAUCACAAACGAAACAAUCAAGGCACCAGAAUAAUCCAACACAACCAACCAAACAACCAAGGUAUCAGAAUAAUCAACCACCACCAACCAAACAACCAAGGUAUAAGAAUAUUCCAAUACCACCAACCAAACAACCAAAACACCAGCAUAAUCCACCACCAUCAGCCAAACAACCAAGGUACCAGAAUAAUCCACCACCACCAACUAAACAACCAAAAAAUCUCGUUGAAAACUUUCCAUUAUGUCACAUGAAAGCCUGGACAAUGUUAAGUUUCUGGAUAAAAAUUCAAAAUAACAUGACCAUGAAAAUCUUGAACAAGCCAAACUUAAAGUAG